This is a messenger RNA of Acanthamoeba castellanii str. Neff, 1173 nucleotides long. RefSeq names its product PhytanoylCoA dioxygenase (PhyH) superfamily protein. The coding region runs from base 1 to 1173 and encodes 390 amino acids. NCBI's taxonomy places the organism in Eukaryota, Discosea, Longamoebia, Acanthamoebidae. The transcript has 11 exons. The record is from RefSeq and is a predicted model, not a curated record.
AUGCAGCAAGAAAGAUCGGCUGAUGAGUGGUACGAGCUGGGCAAGGCGGCGGAGAAGGAGGGCGAUCUGGCUACCGCCGUGGGGUACUACAAGCGGGCGGAGCGCCUGGGCCACUCCCUGACCGACCCGCACCCGCCCACGCAGUGGCCCGACGUCAACCCUUCAGACGAAGUGGAGAUCACUCCGCGUCUGACUGAUGAGGAGAAGGCGCGGCUGGAGCAGCAUCCCCACGUCUUCGAUUACCCGCUCAGCGAUGACCAGUUGGCCUUCCUGGAGGAGAACGGCUACCUGGUGAUACCGAAUGCGGUGUCGAAGGAGCUGUGCGACCGCAUGACCGGGGAGCUCUACGACAGGGCGGAACGGCUCAUGGGCGUUACACGGUCCAACCCUGCCUCGUGGAACGAGAUUGACCCCAUCGGCUUCAUCGACGUGUGGCACGGGGACACCUACAACGAACUGCGUCAGUCGCCCGUCCUGUACUCCAUCUUCGCGCAGCUCCUCAAGACCCACCGGCUCGUAACUACCAUCGACAGGGCGAACCUCAAUCCGCCGGCCUACGUGACCGACCCGGCGACGGGCAAGGUCACCCACAAGUUCAAUUCCAGACGCGAUGCCGUCUUCCCCGUGCACACGGACAUGAACCUCUGGAAUCUGAAGGACGGGUGGUGGCAAGGUGGUCUGGCCCUGCAGGACUGUCACUCUGGCGGCUUCCACUGCAUUCCUGAGGUGGGCGCCCCAGGCUUCCACAAACUCGAGAAGAUCCGGCAGUACAGGCAAGCCUGCGAGCAGGGCAAGCUGGGCGAGCUCGAUCCUCCGGUCCCCUUCUUCAACUGGUUCCACGACGAAGAGCUCAUCAACUCGCAGGCCAAGCGCGUGCCCAUGAAGCAGGGCGACUUCGUGGUGUGGUCAAGUCGAUUGCCGCACUCGGCCCUCGCCAACACGUCGGACCAGUGGCGUGUGCACGCCUACCUCCGCUUCCUGCCCGUCGACCGAUUCCCAGAGUACGCCGAGGAGGUGCGGCAGUGCGUCGAGGUCGGCCGCAAGCCGCGCAACUACCCCGCAGGCGGGCCGACGAGUGACUACCGGGCCGAGUGGGAGGUGCCCCUCCAUAGGACACCGCAGAUGUCGUGGCUGGGCCGCCGCGUCUUCGGCUUGGAGCCCUGGGACAACUGA